Messenger RNA from Elephantulus edwardii (Cape elephant shrew), 1047 nucleotides. RefSeq names its product centromere protein L (gene CENPL). The transcript is spliced from 4 exons. NCBI's taxonomy places the organism in Eukaryota, Metazoa, Chordata, Mammalia, Macroscelidea, Macroscelididae. The coding region runs from base 1 to 1047 and encodes 348 amino acids. The record is from RefSeq and is a predicted model, not a curated record.
AUGGAUACUUAUGAUGCAUCAGAAUCAGAAUUGACUCCUAGAGAAAAUACAUCUUGUCGGCAUAAAGAUUACUUUUUAGGUGCCACCCCUCUGCAGAGACGAUUAGAAUCAGUCAGGAAGCAGACCAAAUUUGUCUCAACUCCACCUCGAAAGAAGGUUCUUCAUUCUUCACAACUUCAGGAAGAUGUUGAUCCUCAGAAGAUUACUUUCCUGCUACAUAAGCAGUGGACUUUAUAUAGUUCAACUCCCUUAUAUAAAUUUUCCUAUACUAAUUUCAAAGAGUAUUCAAGACUUCUGAGUGCAUUUAUUACUGCUGAAAAGCAAAAAGGAUUUGCUGUGGAAGUAGGAGAAGACAUCAACUUCAAAGUGAUUUUCUCUACCCUUGUAGGAGUGAAAGGAACUCAAAGGGACCCAGAAGCAUUUCUUAUUCAGAUUCUGUCAAAAUCUCAAUUGCCAUCAGCAAGCAAAGAAGGUAAAGUGUUGUGGACUGGUUGGUUCUGCUGUAUAUUUGGAGACACUCUUUUAGAGACUGUUACAGAAGAUUUCACUUGUCUUCCCUUAUUCCUUGUAAAUGGAGCAGAGUCGAAUACAGCCUUAAUUGGAACCUGGUUUCAGAAAACUUUUGACUGCUACUUCAGCCCCUUAUCUAUUAGUGCCUUUAAUCUUUCCUGGAUGGCUGCUAUGUGGACUGCAUGCAAAAUGGAUCAUUACAUGGCUACUACUGAAUUUCUUUGGUCUGUACCCUGUAGUCCUCAAAGUCUGGAUAUUUCUUAUGCCAUUCAUCCAGAGGAUGCAAAAGCUUUGUGGGAUAGUAUCCAUAAAACCCCUGAUGAAGUUACCCAAGAAGAAGUUGACUUAUUCAUGGACUGCCUUUAUUCACAUUUCCAUAGACAUUUCAGAAUUCAUUUAUCAGCCACAAGACUGGUUCGUGUUUCAACAUCUGUAGCUUCAGCACAUACUGAUGGAAAAAUAAAGAUUCUGUGUCAUAAAUACUUUAUUGGAGUGUUGGCAUAUUUGACAGAACUGGCAGUUUUUCAAGUUGAGUGA